GAGAGGCGCCGGGAUCGCGAGCGCCGGCUGAGACAGCGGUGGCCGGGAGGCUGUGUCCUCAAGCUGGCAGGGCGAGGCGGCUGGGCUGCUGCGCCUCAGGCCUGGCAACUGGGAAGAAGCUGGAGGAAAGAUGCCCUCUGAAUCUUUCUGUUUGGUUGCCCAGGCUCGACUUGACUCCAAAUGGUUGAAAACAGAUAUACAGCUUGCAUUCACAAGAGAUGGGCUCUGUGGUCUGUGGAAUGAAAUGGUUAAAGAUGGAGAAAUUGUAUAUACUGGGACAGAAUUAACCCAGAAUGGAGAACUCCCUCCUAGAAAAGAUGAUGGUGUUGAUGCUCAAAGUGGAUCAAAGAAAGAAGAUCUGAAUGACAAAGAGAAAAAGGAUGAAGAAGAUGCUCCUGCACCUGCUUACAGGGCCAAAUCAAUUCUGGAGAGCUGGGUAUGGGGCAAGCAGCCAGAUGUGAAUGAGCUGAAGGAAUGUCUUUCUGUGCUGGUUAAAGAGCAGCAAGCUCUGGCCAUCCAGUCAGCCACCACCACCCUCUCGGCCCUGAGACUCAAGCAGAGGCUGGUCGUCUUGGAACGCUACUUCAUUGCCUUGAAUAGAACUGUUUUUCAGGAGAAUGUCAAAGUUAAGUGGAAAAGCAGCAGCAUUUCUCUGCCUCCUGUGGACAAAAAAAGUUCCCGGCCCACCGGUAAAGGCGUGGAAGGACUUGCCAGAGUUGGAUCCCGAGCAGCUCUCUCUUUUGCCUUUGCCUUCUUACGCAGGGCCUGGCGGUCAGGUGAGGACGCAGACCUCUGCAGCGAGCUGUUGCAGGAGUCCCUGGAUGCCCUGCGAGCUCUUCCCGAGGCCUCGCUCUUUGAUGAGAGCACCGUGUCCUCUGUGUGGCUGGAGGUGGUGGAGAGAGCAACCAGGUUCCUCAGGUCUGUCGUGACAGGGGAUGUUCAUGGAACGCCGGGUACCAAAGGGCCGGGAAGCAUCCCCCUGCAGGACCAACACUUGGCCCUGGCCAUCCUGUUAGAGCUAGCUGUGCAGAGGGGCACGCUGAGCCAAAUGUUGUCUUCCAUCCUGCUGCUGCUCCAGCUGUGGGACAGUGGGGCGCAGGAGACUGACAAUGAGCGGUCUGCCCAGGGCACCAGCGCCCCGCUUUUACCUUUGCUGCAAAGGUUCCAGAGCAUCAUCUGCAGUAAAGACACGCCUCACGCAGAGGGGGACACGCACCUUUUGUCUGGCCCACUGAGCCCCAAUGAGAGUUUCCUGCGGUACCUUACUCUUCCACAAGACAAUGAGCUUGCCAUUGAUUUGCGGCAAACAGCUGUUGUUGUCAUGGCCCAUUUAGACCGCCUGGCUACACCCUGUAUGCCUCCUCUGUGUAGCUCUCCGACGUCGCAUAAGGGAUCAUUGCAAGAGGUCAUAGGUUGGGGGUUAAUAGGAUGGAAAUACUAUGCCAAUGUGAUUGGUCCAAUCCAGUGUGAAGGUCUUGCCAACCUGGGAGUCACGCAGAUCGCCUGUGCAGAGAAGCGCUUUCUGAUCCUGUCGCGCAAUGGCCGUGUGUACACCCAGGCCUACAAUAGUGAUACACUGGCCCCUCAGUUGGUCCAGGGUCUUGCCUCUAGAAACAUUGUAAAAAUUGCUGCUCAUUCUGAUGGUCACCACUACCUGGCUUUGGCGGCCACCGGAGAGGUGUACUCCUGGGGCUGUGGGGACGGCGGACGGCUGGGCCACGGGGACACUGUGCCCUUGGAGGAGCCUAAGGUGAUCUCUGCUUUCUCUGGAAAGCAGGCCGGGAAACACGUGGUGCACAUUGCAUGUGGGAGCACGUACAGUGCAGCCAUCACUGCGGAGGGGGAGCUGUACACCUGGGGCCGCGGAAACUACGGCCGGCUGGGCCACGGCUCCAGUGAGGAUGAGGCCAUUCCAAUGUUGGUAGCUGGGCUUAAAGGACUCAAGGUCAUUGAUGUGGCGUGUGGGAGUGGGGAUGCACAAACCUUGGCUGUGACUGAGAAUGGGCAAGUGUGGUCUUGGGGAGAUGGUGACUACGGGAAAUUGGGCAGAGGUGGUAGUGAUGGCUGCAAAACACCAAAGCUGAUUGAAAAGCUUCAAGACUUGGAUGUUGUCAAAGUCCGCUGUGGAAGUCAGUUUUCAAUUGCCUUGACGAAAGAUGGCCAAGUUUAUUCAUGGGGAAAAGGUGACAACCAGAGACUUGGGCACGGAACAGAAGAACAUGUUCGUUAUCCCAAACUCUUGGAAGGCUUGCAAGGGAAGAAGGUGAUUGAUGUGGCUGCGGGCUCCACCCACUGCUUGGCUCUGACCGAGGACAGCGAGGUCCAUAGCUGGGGGAGCAAUGACCAGUGUCAGCACUUUGACACCUUGCGUGUGACCAAGCCGGAACCUGCUGCACUGCCAGGACUGGACACCAAACACAUAGUGGGAAUUGCCUGUGGGCCUGCCCAGAGCUUUGCUUGGUCAUCUUGUUCCGAGUGGUCCAUUGGUCUCCGUGUCCCCUUUGUGGUGGACAUCUGCUCAAUGACUUUUGAACAGCUGGAUCUCCUACUGCGGCAAGUGAGUGAGGGAAUGGAUGGCACCGCUGACUGGCCCCCACCCCAGGAGAAAGAGUGCAUGGCGGUGGCCACGCUGAAUCUUCUACGUCUUCAGUUGCAUGCUGCCAUUAGUCACCAGGUUGACCCGGAAUUCCUUGGUUUAGGUCUGGGCAGCGUCCUCCUGAACAGCCUGAAGCAGACCGUGGUGACCCUGGCCAGCAGCGCGGGUGUGCUGAGUACUGUGCAGUCGGCUGCUCAGGCCGUGCUGCAGAGCGGCUGGUCUGUGUUGCUGCCCACUGCUGAGGAACGGGCCCGGGCACUCUCUGCUCUUCUGCCCUGUGCAGUUUCAGGCAAUGAGGUGAACAUAAGUCCAGGUCGUCGAUUCAUGAUUGAUCUUCUGGUGGGCAGCUUGAUGGCUGAUGGAGGGUUAGAGUCGGCCUUAAAUGCAGCCAUCACUGCAGAGAUCCAGGAUAUUGAAGCCAAAAAAGAAGCACAGAAGGAAAAAGAAAUUGAUGAACAGGAAGCGAAUGCCUCAACAUUUCACAGAAGUAGGACUCCAUUGGAUAAAGACCUUAUUAAUACUGGGAUCUAUGAAUCUUCUGGUAAACAGUGUUUGCCCCUGGUUCAGCUCAUACAGCAGCUUCUUAGAAACAUUGCUUCUCAGACUGUAGCCAGAUUAAAAGACGUUGCUCGUCGGAUUUCAUCGUGUCUGGACUUUGAGCAACAUAGUCGUGAAAGAUCUGCUUCAUUGGAUUUGUUACUGCGUUUUCAGCGUUUACUUAUCAGUAAACUGUAUCCAGGAGAAAGUAUUGCUCAGACUUCAGAUAUUUCUAGCCCUGAGCUGAUGGGCGUUGGCUCCUUGCUGAAGAAGUACACAGCCCUUCUGUGCACACACAUUGGUGAUAUACUGCCUGUGGCAGCUAGCGUUGCUUCUACUAGCUGGCGGCACUUUGCAGAGGUGGCUUGCAUCUUGGAAGGGGACUUCACGGGUGUUCUCCUUCCAGAACUAGUAGUUUCUAUAGUGCUUCUGCUCAGUAAAAAUGCUGGUCUUAUGCAAGAAGCUGGAGCUGUUCCUCUGCUGGGUGGCCUGUUAGAACACCUGGACCGGUUCAACCACCUUGCACCAGGAAAGGAACGAGAUGAUCAUGAAGAGUUAGCCUGGCCUGGCAUAAUGGAAUCAUUUUUUACAGGUCAGAACUGUAGAAAUAAUGAGGAAGUGACGCUUAUACGUAAAGCUGAUUUGGAGAACCACAAUAAAGAUGGAGGCUUCUGGACUGUGAUUGAUGGGAAAGUGUAUGACAUAAAGGACUUCCAGACACAGUCGUUAACGGGAAAUAGUAUUCUUGCUCAGUUUGCAGGGGAAGACCCAGUGGUAGCUUUGGAAGCUGCUUUGCAGUUUGAAGACACACGGGAUUCAAUGCAUGCAUUUUGUGUUGGACAGUAUUUGGAGCCUGACCAAGAAGUUGUUACCAUACCAGAUCUGGGAAGUCUCUCUUCACCUCUGAUAGACACAGAGAGGAAUCUGGGCCUGCUCCUUGGGUUACACGCUUCCUACUUAGCAGUGAGCACGCCGCUGUCUCCUGUCGAGGUCGAAUGUGCCAAGUGGCUUCAGUCGUCUAUCUUCUCUGGAGGCCUGCAGACCAGCCAGAUCCAUUACAGCUACAACGAAGAGAAAGACGAGGACCACUGCAGCUCUCCUGGGGGUACACCUGCUAGCAAAUCUCGACUCUGUUCCCACAGAUGGGCCCUAGGCGACCAUUCCCAGGCAUUCCUGCAGGCCAUCGCUGACAAUAACAUCCAGGAUCACAAUGUGAAGGACUUUCUGUGUCAAAUUGAAAGGUACUGUAGGCAGUGCCACUUGACCACGCCAAUCACCUUUCCUCCUGAGCAUCCUGUGGAAGAGGUCGGCCGCUUGCUAUUAUGUUGCCUCUUAAAACAUGAAGAUUUAGGUCAUGUAGCAUUAUCUUUAGUUCAUGCAGGUACUCUUGGUAUCGAGCAAGUAAAGCACAGAACAUUGCCUAAGUCAGUGGUGGAUGUGUGUAGAGUUGUCUACCAAGCAAAAUGCUCACUCAUUAAGACUCACCAAGAACAGGGCCGUUCUUACAAGGAGGUCUGUGCUCCUGUCAUUGAACGUUUGAGAUUCCUCUUCAAUGAAUUGAGACCUGCUGUUUGCAAUGACCUCUCUAUAAUGUCUAAGUUUAAACUGUUAAGUUCUUUGCCCCGUUGGAGGAGAAUAGCUCAGAAGAUAAUUCGAGAACGAAGGAAAAAGAGAGUUCCUAAGAAGCCAGAAUCCACUGAUGAUGAAGAAAAAAUUGAAAAUGAAGAGAGUGAUUUAGAAGAAGCUUGCAUUUUGCCUCAUAGUACGAUAAAUGUGGACAAAAGACCCAUUACAAUUAAAUCGCCCAAGGAUAAAUGGCAACCACUGUUGAGUACAGUUACAGGUGUUCACAGAUACAAAUGGUUGAAGCAGAAUGUUCAGGGCCUUUAUCCGCAGUCUGCACUCCUCAGUACAAUUGCUGAAUUUGCCCUUAAAGAAGAGCCAGUGGAUGUGGAAAAAAUGAGAAAGUGCCUACUAAAACAGUUGGAAAGAGCAGAGGUUCGCCUGGAAGGGAUAGAUACAAUUUUAAAACUGGCAAGCAAAAAUUUCUUACUUCCGUCUGUGCAGUAUGCUAUGUUUUGUGGAUGGCAAAGACUUAUUCCUGAGGGAAUUGAUAUAGGGGAACCCCUUACAGAUUGUUUAAAGGAUGUCGAUUUGAUCCCACCUUUUAAUCGAAUGCUGCUGGAAGUAACUUUUGGCAAGCUGUAUGCUUGGGCUGUUCAGAAUAUUCGAAAUGUUUUGAUGGAUGCAAAUGCCAAAUUUAAAGAGCUUGGUAUCCAGCCUGUUCCCCUGCAAACCAUUACCAAUGAGAACCCGUCAGGACCGAGCCUGGGGACGAUCCCGCAAGCACGCUUCCUCCUGGUGAUGCUCAGCAUGCUCACCCUGCAGCAUGGAGCAAACAACCUUGACCUCCUGCUCAACUCCGGCACGCUCGCCCUCACACAGACGGCACUGCGGCUGAUUGGUCCCAGUUGUGACAAUGUUGAGGAAGAUAUGAAUGCUUCUGCACGAGGAGCCUCUGCCACAGUUUUGGAAGAAACAAGGAAGGAAACGACUCCUGUGCAGCUCCCUGUCUCAGGACCAGAACUGGCUGCCAUGAUGAAGAUUGGGACCAGGGUCAUGAGAGGUGUGGACUGGAAAUGGGGCGAUCAGGAUGGGCCUCCUCCAGGCCUAGGCCGAGUGAUUGGUGAGCUGGGAGAGGAUGGGUGGAUAAGGGUCCAGUGGGACACAGGCAGCACCAACUCGUACAGGAUGGGGAAAGAAGGAAAGUAUGACCUCAAGCUGGCGGAGCUGCCGGCCUCUGCACAGCCAUCUGCAGAGGACUCGGACACAGAAGAUGACUCAGAAUCUGAACAAAUUGAAAGGAACAUUCACCCCACAGCAAUGAUGCUUACCAGCACGAUUAACUUACUGCAGACUCUCUGUCUCUCUGCUGGAGUGCACGCUGAAGUCAUGCAGAGUGAAGCCACCAAGACUCUGUGCGGCCUUCUGCGAAUGUUAGUGGAAAGCGGGACGACGGACAAGACACCUUCUCCAAACAGGCUGGUGUACAGAGAGCAGCACCGGAGCUGGUGCACACUCGGAUUUGUGCGGAGCAUUGCGCUCACGCCGCAGGUGUGCGGCGCCCUCAGCUCCCCACAGUGGAUCACGCUGCUCAUGAAGGUCGUGGAAGGGCAUGCGCCCUUCACCGCCGCGUCGCUGCAGAGGCAGAUCUUGGCUGUGCACUUAUUGCAAGCAGUGCUCCCAUCGUGGGACAAGACAGAAAGGGCAGGGGACAUGAAGUGCCUUGUGGAAAAGCUGUUUGGCUUCUUGGGCAGUUUGCUCACUACCUGUUCUUCUGACGUGCCGUUACUCAGAGAGUCCACGCUGAGGAGGCGCAGGGCCCGCCCGCAGGCCUCGCUGACCGCCACCCACAGCAGCACUCUGGCAGAAGAGGUGGUGGCUCUGCUCCGCACGCUGCACUCCCUGACCCAGUGGAACGGACUCAUCAACAAGUAUAUCAACUCCCAGCUCCGCCUGGUUACCCACAGCUGCUCAGGAAAGCCGUCGGAGGGGGCCCUGCUAGAGGACUACUUCCCCGACUCUGAGAACCCAGAAGUAGGAGGCCUUAUGGCCGUCCUGGCUGUGAUCGGAGGGAUUGACAGUCGCCUGCGCCUGGGGGGCCAAGUCAUGCAUGAUGAAUUUGGAGAAGGCACCGUGACUCGCAUCACCCCAAAAGGCAAAAUCACUGUGCAGUUCUCUGACAUGCGGACAUGUCGUGUUUGCCCGUUGAAUCAGCUGAAACCACUCCCUGCUGUGGCGUUCAAUGUGAACAACCUGCCUUUCACAGAGCCCAUGCUCUCUGUCUGGGCUCAGCUGGUGAACCUCGCUGGAAGCAAAUUGGAAAAGCACAAAAUAAAGAAAUCACCUAAACAGGCCUUUGCAGGACAAGUGGACCUGGACCUGCUGCGAUGCCAGCAGUUAAAGUUGUACAUACUAAAAGCAGGCCGAGCACUGCUCUCCCACCAAGAUAAACUGAGGCAGAUCUUGUCUCAGCCAGCUGUUCAGGAGACGGGAACUGUUCAUACAGAUGACGGAGCAGCUGCAUCCCCCGACCUUGGGGACCUGUCCCCCGAAGGGCCGCAGCCCCCCAUGAUCCUCUUGCAGCAGUUGCUGGCCGCAGCCACCCAGCCAUCCCCCGUGAAGGCCAUAUUUGAUAAACAGGAACUGGAGGCUGCUGCCCUUGCUGUAUGUCAGUGUUUGGCUGUGGAGUCCACUCACCCUUCAAGCCCAGGGUUUGAAGACUGCAGCUCCAGCGAGGCCACCACACCUGUCACCAUGCAGCACAUCCGCCCUGCCAGGGUGAAGAGGCGCAAGCAGUCGCCUGUUCCUGCUCUGCCUAUUGUGGCACAACUCAUGGAAAUGGGAUUUUCCCGAAGGAACAUAGAGUUUGCACUGAAGUCACUCACUGGCGCUUCUGGGAAUGCGUCUGGCUUGCCUGGGGUGGAAGCCUUGGUUGGGUGGCUGCUGGACCACUCCGAUGUGCAGGUCACAGAGCUCUCGGACGCAGACACAGUGUCUGACGAGUAUUCAGAUGAGGAGGUGGUGGAAGAUGUGGACGACGCAGCCUACUCUGUGUCUACUGGUGCUGUUGUGACGGAGAGCCAGACCUACAAAAAACGAGCUGAUUUUUUGAGUAAUGAUGAUUAUGCUGUGUAUGUGAGAGAAAAUAUUCAGGUAGGAAUGAUGGUUAGAUGCUGUCGAACAUAUGAAGAAGUGUGCGAAGGCGACGUGGGCAAAGUCAUCAAGCUGGAUAGGGAUGGAUUGCACGACCUCAACGUGCAGUGUGACUGGCAGCAGAAAGGGGGCACCUACUGGGUUAGGUACAUUCACGUGGAACUUAUAGGCUAUCCUCCACCAAGUUCUUCUUCUCACAUCAAGAUUGGUGAUAAAGUACGGGUCAAAGCCUCUGUUACCACGCCAAAAUACAAAUGGGGAUCUGUGACUCAUCAAAGUGUGGGAGUUGUGAAAGCUUUCAGUGCCAAUGGAAAAGAUAUCAUUGUCGACUUUCCUCAGCAGUCUCACUGGACUGGUUUGUUAUCAGAAAUGGAGUUGGUGCCUAGUGUUCAUCCGGGGGUUACGUGUGAUGGCUGUCAAAUGUUUCCUAUCAAUGGAUCCAGAUUCAAAUGUAGAAACUGUGAUGACUUUGAUUUUUGUGAAACGUGUUUCAAGACCAAAAAGCACAACACCAGGCAUACAUUUGGCAGAAUAAAUGAACCAGGACAGUCAGCAGUAUUUUGUGGCCGUUCUGGAAAACAGCUGAAGCGUUGUCAUAGCAGUCAGCCCGGAAUGCUGCUGGACAGCUGGUCCCGCAUGGUGAAGAGCCUAAACGUGUCAUCCUCGGUGAACCAAGCAUCUCGUCUGAUUGAUGGCAGCGAGCCCUGCUGGCAGUCGUCUGGGUCGCAAGGAAAGCAUUGGAUUCGUUUGGAGAUUUUCCCAGAUGUUCUCGUUCAUAGAUUAAAAAUGAUAGUAGAUCCUGCUGACAGCAGCUACAUGCCUUCCCUGGUUGUAGUGUCAGGUGGAAAUUCCCUAAAUAAUCUAAUUGAACUAAAGACAAUCAAUAUUAACCCUAGUGACACCACAGUGCCCCUUUUGAAUGACUGCACAGAGUAUCACAGGUAUAUUGAAAUUGCCAUAAAGCAGUGCAGGAGCUCAGGGAUCGAUUGUAAAAUCCAUGGUCUCAUCCUGCUGGGACGGAUCCGUGCAGAGGAGGAGGAUUUGGCCGCAGUCCCUUUCCUAGCUUCCGAUAAUGAGGAGGAAGAAGAUGAUAAAGGCAACAGUGGAAGCCUUAUCAGAAAGAAGGCUGCAGGGCUGGAAUCGGCAGCUACGAUAAGAACCAAAGUGUUUGUGUGGGGACUAAAUGACAAGGACCAGCUGGGCGGGCUGAAAGGCUCCAAGAUAAAGGUUCCUUCGUUCUCUGAGACUCUGUCUGCUUUGAAUGUGGUACAGGUGGCUGGUGGUUCUAAAAGUUUGUUUGCAGUGACUGUGGAAGGGAAGGUAUACGCCUGUGGAGAAGCCACAAACGGCCGGUUGGGGCUGGGCCUCUCCAGCGGGACAGUGCCCAUCCCGCGGCAGAUCACAGCACUCAGCAGCUACGUGGUCAAGAAGGUGGCUGUCCACUCAGGUGGCCGACACGCUACAGCUUUAACUGUCGAUGGGAAAGUGUUUUCCUGGGGUGAAGGUGAUGAUGGAAAACUUGGACAUUUCAGCAGAAUGAACUGUGACAAGCCAAGGCUGAUAGAGGCCCUGAAAACCAAGCGUAUCCGGGAUAUCGCCUGUGGGAGCUCACAUAGCGCGGCUCUCACGUCCAGUGGUGAACUGUACACCUGGGGCCUCGGAGAGUACGGCCGCUUGGGACAUGGGGAUAACACGACACAGCUGAAGCCCAAAAUGGUGAAAGUCCUUCUUGGUCAUAGAGUAAUCCAGGUUGCGUGUGGAAGUAGAGAUGCACAGACCCUGGCUCUGACUGAUGAAGGUUUGGUAUUUUCCUGGGGUGAUGGUGACUUUGGAAAAUUGGGCCGGGGAGGAAGUGAAGGCUGCAACAUUCCCCAGAACAUUGAGAGACUAAAUGGACAGGGAGUGUGCCAGAUUGAGUGUGGAGCUCAGUUCUCCCUGGCUCUCACCAAGUCAGGAGUGGUGUGGACAUGGGGGAAGGGCGAUUACUUCAGGCUGGGCCAUGGCUCUGAUGUGCAUGUGCGCAAGCCGCAGGUGGUGGAAGGGCUGAGAGGGAAGAAGAUCGUGCACGUGGCUGUAGGGGCCCUGCACUGCCUGGCGGUCACGGACUCGGGGCAGGUGUAUGCUUGGGGUGACAAUGACCACGGCCAGCAGGGCAAUGGCACAACCACGGUUAAUAGAAAGCCCACGCUCGUACAAGGCUUAGAAGGCCAGAAGAUCACGCGAGUAGCUUGUGGGUCAUCGCACAGUGUGGCAUGGACAACUGUUGAUGUGGCCACGCCCUCUGUCCAUGAGCCUGUCCUCUUCCAGACUGCAAGAGACCCUUUAGGUGCUUCCUAUUUAGGUGUGCCUUCAGAUGCCGAUUCUUCUGCUGCUAGUAAUAAAAUAAGUGGUACAAGUAAUUCUAAGCCAAAUCGCCCUUCUCUUGCCAAGAUUCUUUUGUCGUUGGAUGGAAAUCUGGCCAAACAGCAGGCUUUAUCGCAUAUACUUACAGCACUGCAAAUCAUGUAUGCCAGAGAUGCGGUGGUGGGGGCCCUGAUGCCAGCCGGCAUGAUCGCCCCAGUGGAGUGCCCUUCCUUCUCCUCGGCACCCCCUUCUGAUGUGUCUGCCAUGGCUAGUCCCAUGAAUGGAGAGGAAUGCAUGCUGGCUAUUGAUAUUGAAGACAGACUGAGUCCAAAUCCAUGGCAAGAGAAGAGAGAGAUUGUCUCCUCUGAGGAUGCUGUGACCCCCUCUGCAGUGACUCCAUCUGCUCCCUCUGCCUCCUCUCGGCCAUUUAUCCCAGUGACAGAUGACCCAGGAGCUGCCAGCAUCAUUGCAGAAACCAUGACCAAAACCAAAGAGGAUGUUGAAAGCCAAAAUAAAGUGUCAGGCCCAGAGCCUCAGUCCUUGGAUGAGUUCACCAGUCUGCUGAUCGCUGAUGACACCCGUGUGGUGGUGGACCUGCUCAAGCUGUCGGUGUGUGGCCGGGCUGGGGACAGGGGCAGGGACGUGCUGUCAGCUGUGCUGUCCGGCAUGGGCACCGCCUACCCGCAGGUGGCAGAUAUGUUGUUGGAGCUCUGUGUCACCGAGUUGGAGGAUGUAGCCACAGACUCACAGAGUGGCCGUCUUUCCUCUCAGCCUGUGGUGGUGGAGAGUAGCCAUCCCUACACUGACGACACUUCCACCAGUGGCACGGUGAAGAUACCAGGUGCAGAAGGACUCAGGGUAGAGUUUGACCGGCAGUGCUCCACGGAGAGGCGCCACGACCCUCUCACGGUCAUGGAUGGCGUCAACAGGAUUGUCUCCGUGCGGUCAGGCCGAGAGUGGUCCGACUGGUCCAGUGAGCUGCGCAUCCCUGGGGAUGAGUUAAAGUGGAAGUUCAUCAGCGAUGGGUCUGUGAAUGGAUGGGGCUGGCGCUUCACAGUCUAUCCCAUCAUGCCAGCUGCAGGUCCUAAAGACCUCCUUUCUGAUCGCUGCGUCCUCUCCUGUCCGUCCAUGGACUUGGUGACGUGUCUGUUAGACUUCCGACUUAAUCUCACCUCCAACAGAAGCAUCGUCCCUCGCCUGGCGGCCUCACUGGCAGCAUGUGCACAGUUGAGUGCCUUAGCUGCCAGUCACAGAAUGUGGGCCCUUCAAAGACUGAGGAAGCUGCUUACAACUGAAUUUGGGCAAUCAAUUAACAUAAAUAGGCUGCUUGGAGAAAAUGAUGGGGAAACAAGAGCUUUGAGUUUUACAGGCAGUGCUCUUGCUGCUUUGGUGAAAGGCCUUCCAGAAGCUUUGCAAAGGCAGUUCGAGUAUGAAGAUCCUAUUGUGAGAGGUGGCAAACAGCUGCUCCACAGCCCAUUCUUUAAGGUACUAGUAGCUCUCGCUUGUGACCUGGAAUUAGACACUCUCCCUUGCUGUGCAGAGACGCAUAAGUGGGCUUGGUUCCGGAGAUACUGCAUGGCCUCUCGAGUUGCUGUGGCUCUGGACAAAAGAACACCAUUGCCCCGUCUGUUUCUUGAUGAGGUGGCUAAGAAAAUUCGUGAAUUAAUGGCAGACAGCGAAAAUAUGGAUGUUCUCCAUGAGAGCCAUGACAUUUUUAAAAGAGAGCAAGAUGAACAACUCGUGCAGUGGAUGAACAGGCGACCAGAUGACUGGACUCUUUCUGCUGGUGGCAGUGGAACAAUUUACGGAUGGGGACACAAUCAUCGGGGGCAGCUCGGGGGCAUCGAAGGUGCAAAAGUCAAAGUGCCCACUCCAUGUGAAGCCCUUGCAACACUUAGACCAGUGCAGUUAAUUGGAGGAGAACAGACUCUCUUUGCCGUGACGGCUGAUGGGAAGCUGUAUGCCACUGGGUAUGGUGCAGGUGGCAGACUAGGAAUUGGAGGGACAGAGUCGGUAUCUACCCCAACAUUGCUUGAAUCCAUUCAGCAUGUGUUUAUUAAGAAAGUAGCUGUGAACUCAGGAGGAAAGCACUGCCUUGCCCUCUCUUCAGAAGGAGAAGUUUACUCUUGGGGUGAGGCAGAAGAUGGGAAGUUGGGACAUGGCAACAGAAGGUAUUACAUGAAAAUGUCAUUUUCAAUGUUAUGUUUUCCUUUGCUUUUGUUUGUGGAGGCGCUGCAGGGCCACCGCGUGGUUGACAUUGCCUGUGGCAGUGGUGAUGCCCAGACUCUCUGCCUCACGGAUGACGACACCGUCUGGUCCUGGGGGGACGGGGACUACGGCAAGCUCGGCAGAGGAGGCAGUGACGGCUGCAAAGUGCCGAUGAAGAUUGAUUCUCUUACAGGCCUGGGAGUGGUUAAAGUGGAAUGUGGAUCCCAGUUUUCAGUGGCUCUUACUAAAUCUGGAGCUGUUUAUACAUGGGGCAAAGGUGAUUAUCACAGGCUGGGUCAUGGAUCUGAUGACCACGUUCGAAGACCUCGGCAGGUUCAAGGGCUGCAGGGGAAGAAAGUCAUCGCCAUUGCCACUGGCUCCCUGCACUGUGUGUGCUGCACAGAGGACGGUGAAGUUUACACGUGGGGUGACAAUGAUGAGGGACAACUAGGAGAUGGAACAACAAAUGCUAUCCAGAGGCCUCGAUUGGUAGCUGCCCUUCAGGGUAAGAAGGUCAACCGUGUGGCCUGCGGCUCAGCACACACCCUCGCCUGGUCGACCAGCAAGCCUGCCAGUGCUGGCAAGCUCCCUGCACAGGUCCCCAUGGAGUACAAUCACCUGCAGGAGAUCCCCAUCCUGGCACUGAGGAACCGGCUGCUGCUGCUGCAUCACAUCUCAGAGCUCUUCUGCCCCUGCAUCCCCAUGUUUGACCUGGAGGGCUCUCUCGACGAAACUGGGCUCGGGCCUUCAGUUGGGUUUGACACUCUACGAGGAAUUCUCAUAUCCCAGGGAAAGGAGGCAGCUUUCCGAAAAGUGGUACAAGCAACUAUGGUGCGAGAUCGCCAACACGGGCCUGUUGUGGAGUUGAACCGAAUUCAGGUCAAGCGCUCCAGGAGCAAAGGGGGGCUGGCCGGCCCUGACGGCACCAAGUCCGUUUUUGGGCAGAUGUGUGCCAAGAUGAGCUCGUUCAAUCCCGACAGCCUCCUCCUUCCUCACCGUGUCUGGAAAGUCAAGUUUGUGGGUGAAUCCGUGGAUGACUGCGGUGGCGGCUACAGCGAGUCCAUAGCUGAGAUCUGUGAAGAGCUGCAGAACGGACUCACACCCCUGCUGAUUGUGACACCCAAUGGGAGGGAUGAGUCCGGGGCCAACCGAGACUGCUACCUGUUCAACCCGGCCGCCCGGGCGCCCGUGCACAGCAGCAUGUUCCGCUUCCUGGGUGUGUUACUGGGCAUUGCCAUCCGGACCGGGAGUCCCCUGAGCCUCAGCCUGGCUGAGCCCGUGUGGAAGCAGCUGGCUGGGAUGAGCCUCACGAUCGCAGACCUCAGUGAGGUUGAUAAAGAUUUUAUUCCUGGGCUCAUGUACAUCCGUGACAACGAAGCCACCUCGGAGGAGUUUGAGGCUAUGAGCCUGCCCUUCACGGUGCCGAGCGCCAGCGGCCAGGACAUCCAGCUGAGCUCCAAGUACACACACAUCACCCUGGACAACCGUGCGGAGUAUGUUCGGCUAGCGAUAAACUACAGACUCCAUGAAUUUGAUGAGCAGGUGGCUGCUGUUCGGGAAGGGAUGGCCCGAGUCGUGCCCGUCCCCCUUCUUUCUCUGUUCACUGGAUACGAAUUGGAGACGAUGGUGUGCGGCAGCCCUGACAUCCCUCUGCAUCUUCUAAAGUCGGUGGCGACAUAUAAGGGGAUCGAGCCUUCCGCAUCCCUGAUCCAGUGGUUCUGGGAGGUGAUGGAGUCCUUCUCCAACACAGAGCGCUCCCUCUUUCUUCGCUUUGUGUGGGGCCGGACGAGGCUGCCCAGGACAAUUGCUGACUUCCGGGGCAGAGACUUUGUCAUCCAGGUGUUGGAUAAAUAUAACCCUCCUGACCACUUCCUUCCUGAAUCCUACACCUGUUUCUUUUUGCUGAAGUUGCCCAGGUAUUCCUGUAAACAGGUGCUGGAGGAGAAGUUGAAAUACGCCAUCCACUUUUGCAAAUCCAUAGACACAGACGAUUAUGCUCGCAUAGCCCUUACGGGAGAGCCAGCUGCCGAUGACAGCAGCGAUGACUCGGAUAAUGAGGACGUGGAUUCGUUUGCUUCAGACUCUACGCAGGAUUAUUUAACAGGACACUAAGAUGGAGACUCAGCAAGAGACCGAGCAAGGAGGCAGAGUGCUGCUGUUGAGAUUGCAGAAUGUCCGAGAUGUCUGGUGAGAAACGUCAGUCUUCAGAAUGUGCGGGAGGGAGGUGGAGAGACUGACUGCUCGUGACUGGAAUAAUGAAGAGAAUAAUGAUGGGGAAAUUAGCCUGGGCACGUGGAACUCUAUGUGGACACUUGGCAUUUACUUUUGAGACUUAAAGGGGUCUUCUCACCCGUAAUGCUGCAUUACAUGUAGGACUCUGUGUUUACUAAAGUGUGUAAAUGUUUAUAUAAAUACUGAAUUGCAGCAUCCCAAAAAUGAAUAAAGCCUUUUUACUUGUGGGUGCAAUAGAUUUUUUUUCUUUUUUCCUCAAGUGUCGUGAAUUUUUUGAUUGUAUAUUGGACAUACUGUGUAACAAUUAAAUCGUAUUAUAAAUAUUUCAAUUAAUUUUACUCUGAAUUUGUUUAUUAAAAGCUUUUUGAACAU
Messenger RNA from Propithecus coquereli (Coquerel's sifaka), 15004 nucleotides. Its product is annotated as E3 ubiquitin-protein ligase HERC2. Lineage: Eukaryota; Metazoa; Chordata; Mammalia; Primates; Indriidae. Gene Ontology annotation, cellular component: membrane; cytoplasm. The coding region runs from base 131 to 14512 and encodes 4793 amino acids. The record is from RefSeq and is a predicted model, not a curated record. The transcript has 92 exons. Gene Ontology annotation, biological process: protein ubiquitination. Gene Ontology annotation, molecular function: zinc ion binding; ubiquitin protein ligase activity.